Messenger RNA from Anopheles cruzii, 1311 nucleotides. RefSeq lists its product as uncharacterized. Lineage: Eukaryota; Metazoa; Arthropoda; Insecta; Diptera; Culicidae. Gene Ontology annotation, cellular component: mitochondrial inner membrane; nucleus. Gene Ontology annotation, molecular function: RNA endonuclease activity; metal ion binding; single-stranded DNA endonuclease activity. Bases 1 to 1311 code for a protein of 436 amino acids. Gene Ontology annotation, biological process: apoptotic DNA fragmentation. The record is from RefSeq and is a predicted model, not a curated record. The transcript is spliced from 2 exons.
AUGUCGUUGCUGAAGGUCUUCGCUGCGACGUGCCUACUGGGCAUCACUUCCGGUGUUCUAGGUCGUACGGCUCCCGAAAAAUCCGUGAGACAGAACGGUACGCCCGAGCCACUGAUCCUGGUUCCGGGAACGGAAAGGUACUGGUAUCCGGUAAACGAAACCCGCUGGAUCGAGUUCCCCGAGGGCGCCGCCGUGGAGCUGGUGUGUCAGAAUGGGUUCAACCUGUUUCCGACUCGCAACUCGAUCACGCUCGAGUGCCUUUAUGGUGAAAAUUUUCAAUUCUUAGGCCAGUUGAUCGCGUUUCGGGUGCUGUCCUGCACGUCCUACUGGCUCAGCUCGUCUCGAGUGACCCAGGAGCGGUGCUUCCAGGACUCGGUGAUCGUGCAGGUGGGCUUCGAUUUGGGAGCCAACCGGUGGGUGAACGUGUUCGAAGUUUGUCACGAUGAAAAGCUGUACCACACGCACUUUGUGCGCCACAAAAUGUCUCGCUUCAACGGUGGCUACCAGUCGGGCAAUCCGCGUCCCGGCUGGUACCAGGGUAACCACUACCUCGAUGUCAACAUUAACAACCUUUACACCGUGAAUAAACAGCGCGAAACGAUCGGCGAGAUCCUCGGCUCCACGGCCCGAGCCGACGAGCUGGUCCAGAACACUGACAACGGGAUCUACAUGGCCCGCGGGCACAUUGCGGCCCGUGUGGACUUUGUGUACGGUACGGAGCAGAACGCCACCUUCUGGUUCCUGAAUGCCGCCCCACAGUGGCAGAACUUUAACGCCAUCAACUGGGAGCGCGUGGAGUCGUCGGUGCGCAACUUCGUCGGACAGCGCCACAUAAACCUGACCGUGUAUAGUGGCACGCACGGAGUGCUGUCAUUAGCCGACGGUAACGGGGAUUAUCGGGAGAUUAUGCUCGACUUUAACCCUACGGAGGGCACACAGCGGGUUCCGGCCCCGAAGCUGUACUACAAGAUUCUGCACGACGAGAGCGCCAACGCAGGCAUUGCGAUCGUUGGCGUUAACAACGUACACAUCCCGCUCGAGGUGGUCCUGCGAGAUUACGUGGUGUGCGAGGAUAUCGGGGAUCAGGUCGAUUGGAUUGACUGGGAGCGCAAGAACCUCACGAUCGGGUACAGUUACGCAUGCGAGGUGAACGAAUUCAAUGCCGCCAUCGGCCGGCCGCACCCACAGCUGAACGUGGCCAAACUGCUGACGGGUGGGGCGAUGCGGGUGGUCGGGCUUUCACUCGGGAUCAUGUACGCCACCCUGAUGCUGCAUGGUGUUCUGCUUUUCGCGCACCGUGGCGGGGCGUAA